AUGUGCUUUCAAGGGAAAGGCGUGUGUGUCUUGCCGAGUGGUGUUUGGCGAGUUAAAGAUCCCUCAAAACAUCUUGAUCCUGGUUAUAGAUUAACCACCAUUGCUGACAAUCUACCUUUGACUGAGUAGAAUUCCUCUUUGGCACUUAACCAGUGAACAAUGGCAAGUAUUGCCAAGUUUAAUAUUGAUGCCCCUCGCUGGGACCAGAAUACUUUUUGGGGGCGUGUAAAGCACUUUUUCAACAUCACAGAUCCACGGACGCUGCUGGUGUCAGAGCAAACGUUGGAUUCAGCGAAGACAAUUGUAGAGAACUGCAGGGCAGGUUCCGUCCCCCCUGGAACCAGUGAGGAACAGCUUUUCUAUGCCAAGAAGCUUUAUGACUCGGCUUUCCAUCCCGACUCAGGGGAGAAAAUGAAUUUAAUAGGGAGAAUGUCAUUUCAAGUCCCUGGAGGAAUGGCUAUCACAGGCUGCAUGCUGCAAUUUUACAGAACAGUCCCGGCUGUGGUGUUUUGGCAGUGGGUAAAUCAGUCUUUUAAUGCCAUUGUGAAUUACACCAACCGGAAUGCAGCUAGCCCCAUCUCGGUCAAGCAAAUAGGAGUGGCUUAUUUCACCGCUACCAGCACUGCCUUGGCAACUGCUGUGGGACUCAAUCUUUACACUAAGAGAGCACCAUCCCUUAUGGCACGCUGGGUCCCAUUCGCAGCAGUAGCUUCUGCCAACUGUGUGAAUAUCCCCUUGAUGAGGCAACAGGAACUUAUUAAUGGGAUCACAGUGACAGACGAAAAUGACAAUACUCUGGGAAAGUCCAGGAGAGCUGCAAUCAAGGGGAUAACUCAGGUGGUGGUUUCCCGCAUUGUUAUGGCUGCUCCUGGCAUGAUAAAUAUCAGCUCUGUCUUACCACAAUUAUCUGUGACAGAACUCAUAAAUCAAUUUUUGUCUCCUCUGCCAAUAUUACAUCACCUCAAUAACACUUUGUCUUUGGGCCAGUAUCAAGCAGCCUUUAAGCACUUAGGAGAACAAUGUGUUUUUUUUUCUUUUAGUUCAAUUGCAAUUUCGCACCUGGAACCUGAACUCAGAGAACGAAUUGUAGCUGAACAUGGGGACAAAGUGACUUUUGCCUAUUUUAAUAAGGGUUUAUGAGUGAAAACUGCCUGGACUUGGUGCCUAUGGACUCCUGGACAAACACCUUUGUAGAGUGUUGUCAGGAACAGAGCUUGGAAUAUUCCAGAAAGAGCAGCACUCCAUCUCCUUUCUUCUUUUCCUUUUGUGUGUUUGUGUGUCUGGCUAUAGAGAGAAAUCUAGGCAAAUCUGAGCCCUUCUUUCUGCUAUAUCUUCAUGGUGACAAAUGUUUGGGUUUUAGAAUAUGUCAUUUUCUGCGUUAUGGCAAUGGUGAGAAUGCAUUACUUGUAGCCAAUUAGUCAGCAAUGGAAUUACUUGGAAGCAGUUAUUCCAAGCCUUAAGUCCUCCUUGAUCCUUUGCGGGCACAAAAUAUUUCCUGAACCAUAUUCCUCUGUGUUUUGAAGACCAUAACUAAGUGUCUCUAAUCCAAAAGGAACCUGCAGCUCCACACACAGUUACUUAGGAGCAAGUUUUGCAUAACUCAAGAGAGCCACUUCUGAAAAAACAAACAUAGUGCUGCAUUUUGAUUUAGAAAUUAAUUUUUAACAUCAGUUCAUCCUACUUCACCUAUUAUAAAUUCUUUUUAAUUGAACCAGACUAUAUUAUUAAAAUACACUAUUAAUCAAGGCAUUUAUGAUUAUAUUAUCAUGCUUAAGGUGCCAAAAUAGAAAUUUGUUCAUUCUGUAGGUAUAUUCUCAUUUACCUAAUGCUUUGUUAACAUUUAAUUACUAAUAAUAAAUUAGUAAUUAAUAAAUGUUAAAUAGGAGCCAAUUCAGAACCUUGCUAGAGAGCAUAAUUAUGCAGUCUUGCAACAUAUAUAAUAUCCUUUAAAUUAUCUAUUAGUUUAGUUUGACAACUUUAUCUUCAAUCAUGUACAAAUGAGCAGUAUUUCUGAAAACAGCUGGUUGCUUUUUUUUCUGCUCCUGAACUUGUCAGUAAUUUUCCUUAAUUCAUAAUGUUGUUUAAGAAAUGUAGCUAGAACAGUCUAGCAUCCUUUUCCCACAAUGCACUGGAAGAUACUCCCUGGGUAUCCAUGUCCCUUAAAUUGUACAUGAAAGUGUACAAAUAUGAGUCUUCAUUUAACAGGAUAUUCUUUAUUGCAUGUUUCAAAAGUUUUCCUGCAUUAAUUAGCAUGAAAACUAUUUUUAUUCUCCUUAAAAUCACGAUAGGCUACCUUUUGUGACACAUGGGGGUUGAUUGAAAACAAGAAUUAGAAGUUUAGAAAUGUAUGUGUUUUUAAAUAAAAAGGAAGAGCAUUUAGCUAAGGUUGCUAUUAAAAACCUAAAUUUUAUAAGUAAUCCACCAAAGUAGCAUGGAAAGGUAGGACAAGGGAUACCUGCAGCUCCUUAGUGUGGUUUAGCCAUUUUGCAAUCAUUAAAAGGGAAAUGAUGCUUUUACAACCGGAGGGAUUAGUCUGAAGGACAACUUGCCUGAAGUGACCUGAAUUAUCCCAAUGAUUACUAUACCUGUCUUUUAGAAGGACAGAUUAAGGCCAACUGAUGCUCUAAGCAUGGCAGUGAUGCCUCUCAUCCUCCGAUUGCUUAACUGACAGACUCAAUAAGCACUGAAAAGUUACUUUGUGCAUGGCAAUGAAAAAGUUAAGGGCAUAAUACAGGUAGUCCUCGACUUACAACUAACUGAGCGCAAAAUUUCUGUUGCUAAGUGAGACAUUUAUUAAGUGAAUUUUGCCCUAUUUUACAACCUUUGUUGCCACAAUUUGUUAAGUGAAUCACUGCAAUUAUUAAGUUAGCAG
Messenger RNA from Notechis scutatus (mainland tiger snake), 2872 nucleotides. The record is from RefSeq and is a predicted model, not a curated record. Lineage: Eukaryota; Metazoa; Chordata; Lepidosauria; Squamata; Elapidae.